Messenger RNA from Haliotis rufescens (red abalone), 6359 nucleotides. RefSeq names its product ERC protein 2-like. The record is from RefSeq and is a predicted model, not a curated record. Gene Ontology annotation, molecular function: structural constituent of presynaptic active zone. The coding region runs from base 495 to 3758 and encodes 1087 amino acids. NCBI's taxonomy places the organism in Eukaryota, Metazoa, Mollusca, Gastropoda, Lepetellida, Haliotidae. Gene Ontology annotation, cellular component: cytoskeleton of presynaptic active zone. Gene Ontology annotation, biological process: neuromuscular synaptic transmission; maintenance of presynaptic active zone structure; regulation of synaptic plasticity. The transcript is spliced from 15 exons.
UUUUGGGAGGGAGGAAAGAAGAUGGUCGCGGAGCGAGCGAUGGGCUAAGUGUCAAAUCUAACAAAAUGCGAUGUGAUGUGACAGUGUAACAGCAUGGAAAUUAUUCAUUUUCGGAAUUACUACAUAUGGAAUAAUCUGAGGUUUGAAUAAGCCUAUACAUCGCGGAUCGCUCAUUUCGUGUUGUUUACACCAAAAAUGGCAUGAAUAAUGGAAUCGGUGCCAGGCAUGGCGAUGCAGCCUCAAAGUCGGGCAGUGCAUUGAGUCAUUAAUGAUAAUAAGAUCAUUGGACUUGUCAAUUUCGAUAUGAUCACAUCAUAUUUGCUUUGAAAAUCUCUCUGAAGUACAUUCACAGCAAUAUAAUGUCAGUUUAAAGAUGAUACAAAGCAUUCUGAAGCGAUGAUGAUCCCAGACAAAACUGGAGAAUGACAGGAAGUUGGGUAAUGAAUUCCAAAAUUCUUCCUUUUUGACGAGACCAUAACUUUAACUCAAAAACCAUGUUCAGCCAAGGCUCAAGUCGGCCUUCGAGCAAGCAAAGCAAGUUUGACCAAGCUCUGAAUCUCAGCAUGGGUCGACCGAGUGGAGGUCAGCGCGACCUAAAUAUGGACAAAAGUCCUGGCAACAUUGGGCAAAGGAGUGCAUCUCUCGGGCGUGUCCGGGGCAGGACAUCCUCCGAGGGUUCGGGAUCAGGGGCACUGGGAUACCAGCCGGGAUCAAGCCGAACCAGCCCCCUCAGUCUUCCCAUGGAUAACUACAGUUCCCUCUAUGGAUCAACCAACCAGGGAUACAUCAUUGAAAAUCUUGGCAUCGCUGGGAUGUCCCUGUCAGGCAAAAGUCCCAUGGAGCCAAGCAGUCCAGGUUCAUCUAUGCAUAGCAGCAGGACUAAUAGUUUAACUAACGUGAGGGACAGAUCACUAGAUCGUCUGGACAGAGAACACAUUUUGAUGGGUGAACGUUCUUUAGAUAGGCACAUUGACCGCAUGCAACUGUCAACCCCUAACAUGUCAUUUAAGGAAAGUUCAUUGGAAAGGGAAAAGCGAACAUAUAAUCGUGAUCGAUCGCUGGAUCGUGAUCGAGAGUACCCUCAUAUGGGAGCACGAUCUUUGGAACGUAGUGAGCAUUCUAUGGGAAGAUCUCGAUCCAAUGAAAGAAAUGGGGACUAUAUUCCCCCAAUGGGUCCAUACUUAUCCCCAAGCCCAACAUCACAAUCAGAAUAUAGAAACUCCCUCAUUUUUGAACUCCAAGUGCAGGUUUCAGAAUACCACAAAGAGUGUGCCAAAUUACAGAAAGAACUGGAAACUGCCAAGGAGAAAUUAGGCUCUAGUAUGAACAGCAUUAAGACUUUUUGGAGCCCAGAGCUUAAGAAGUUACGAGCCUUGAAGAAAGAAGAAACUGCUAAAUGCAACCUUUUGAACGAACAGUUAAAAGUAGCUCAAGCUGAAUUAAAGAAACAUGUAGGGGUGCUGCACGACCUGGAAGUGAGUAGUUCCGGCAAGGAGCAAAGCCUGGUGGAUGUGGGGGAGUUCGACACCAUGAAGAAGGACAAGGCCCGCAUGAAGAAGGAAAUUGUUAUACUGCGUAGAACCAUAGACGAGAUGGAACUCAGGAUAGACACACAAAAACAGACUCUGUCUGCUAGAGAUGAAAGUAUUAAGAAACUUUUAGAAAUGUUACAAAGCAAAGGUCUUGCAACUGGGAAAAUGGAGGAAGACCGUAAAGAACUAGAGACAUUAAAGUCACAUAUAGUCGAAGAAGAAAGAAAACGACAGAGGGCGGAAGAAAGAGUAGGAGACAAAAUGAAAGAAAUCAUGAGGUUAAAGGAUGAAAUGAUGAGAAUGAAGGAUGAUGUCAGUGAAGCUCAGUUACAGCUCAAACAGCAGCCUGCCAGUAGUCACACUAUGCAAGCAUUACUAGAGUCCAAGGACUCCCGGAUCUCUGCCCUGGAGAAGGAGGUGAAGGAGCUGGAGGACCAGAUCUCCAGGAUAUGUGAGGACGCUGGGGACCGGGAACGCCGUGAUGGAUCUCUCAAAAACAGUCCUAGUGCCAAGGAUAAAGUCCUCAAAAAAGAGAUCGAGGACCUGAAAGCCCAUCUGAGUAAGAAGGACACGACGCUGACGGGUGUGAAGAUGAAGGUGGAGACACUGGAGAGGCAACACAUGGAACAGAAGCAGUACAUCGCGGUGUUGAAGGAGCAGAUCGCAGCCAAGGAACUACACACUGGCAUGCUGCAGACUGAUAUAGAGGACUUGCAGGACAGAAUGAAGGAGAAGGAGUUUGCCAUAGACAAGAAGAGUCGGCAGGCCCAGUCAGCCCAGGCCGAGAAACGACGCAUGGAGCUGGAAAUGUCAGAAAUCCGAGACCACCUGGACAUCAAAGACAGGAGAGUCAAUGUCCUUCAGAGAAAGAUUGAAAGUUUAGACGAGUUAGUGAAAGAGAAGGAUGAUCAGCUCAGCCAGGCCAAGAUGCGUCUGUCGACGACCUUCACCGACUCCAGUGAUAGUGCCAUAUCUAGUCUGGAGGAGUCACUCAAUGAAAGAGAAAAACAGAUAGAAAGGUUACGUGAGCAGCGCGAGCGAGUCGACAGGGAGCACCAGGAUGAAGUGAGCACUUACCUCAAAGACACCCAGGAAAUGAAGGCAAAGAUAGAUCAGCUGGAACAACAGCUGAACGACAAACAGACCGAGCUGGUUGAGCUGAGAGCCGAGGCAGCAGAGUUGAGGUCCGAGCGCUUCAAGCUGGACUCCAAGAUGCGGCAGCUCGAGUCUCAGCUGGAACAGAAGAAGUCGGACCUGGAGAGUCUCCGCUCGGAGGUAGAGCUGAUGAAGACAAGUCGUGAGAAUGGCAUCGACUCACCCAAGCUGGGAGGGACUCUGGAGCGGCGGAUGUCGGACCAGACGGUGAAGCUGACCCACACGCAGGACGACCUGAAGCGGGCCCAUGCGGAGGUGGACAGGCUGCUGGAGGUGAUGAAGGAGGCAGAGAAUGAGAAGACGGAGAAGGACAACCAGAUGAAGGAGAUGCAGGAGAUCAUCAAGGAGUACAAGGAGAAGAUGGGGACACUGAAGCGGAACCAGCAGAGAGAGAAGAAGAAGAAUGCAGAGCUCCUGGAGGUGGCCAGGAAGAGUGAGAAGAACAUGACAGAAGAUGCAACUCAGCUUCAGACUGACAUGAGGAUGAAGGGCGAGCGUAUCGAGGAGCUGGAGGAGGCCUUGAGGGAGAGCGUGAGGAUCACGGCACAGCGGGAGAUGGACAUGGCGGAACAGAACAACCUGGUGGAGGAGUACAAGAAUGAGAUCGACAUCCUGAAGAGUGACCAGGCAUCUUUGCAGCACACAAAGGCAGACUUGACUGCCAAAGUGUCUGGGAUGACCAAACAACUGGAGGAGAAGGAAGCUCGUCUCCGCCGUCUGCAGUCUGAGCGACACAAACACCUGGAAGAAGUGUUUGAGAUGAAACAAGAGGCAAUCCAGGCAGCAAUAUGUGAGAAGGAUGCGAAUAUAGCUCUGUUGGAGAUGACCAGCACCAAGAAGCAGAAGAACACAGAGGAGAUGGACCGACUGACCAAAGAGAAGGAGAAGCUCGCUCAGCAGCUGAAGGAGUUGACCCAGAACCGAAUGCGGUUGAUCCACAAGGAGCACCAUAGUAGAGAAGAGAAGAAGAAGUCAAAGAAAUCUGCUGCCCAGAGAUUACGCUCAGCCACCCCGGAACAGGUAGACCCCUAUGUUCUCACCGCCCCCGAUGCCUCUCUCAUGGACCCCUAGGGAUACCUGGCAUACUACUUACCUUACAACUCUCAUUACUCUCCAGGCUCCCACUGGGGCCCUCCAGACAGAUCUGCAUAGCAUUACAUCUGUUCCUUGCACACACAAAUCCUUGGUAGACAUUACUUGCUCCAUUAAAUUCCUCCUGAAAUUUGUAAUAUGAGUGAAUGUGUGCAUGAUCUCUCAAAAUAUGGAGUUGAUAGCUCAACCAGCUCGCAAAUAUUGAUCAGUGAUAAGAUCUGUCCGCAACCUCUGUAGGAAACAACCAGUUGAUUUAAAACAGAGUAAAAAACAUAUUUAUUGCUUUACUUAAAUCUACGACAAAGGGCAUUUUUAAAUAUUGUGAUAUCAUAUACAAAGAAAAUGCAACUUGUAUUUGUAUGGCUGCAAAUCUAAGUUAGAUCUUAGUCUUUCCUUUUAUUAAAUCUUGUUCCUUUCUUGCAUGUCUAGCAGAAAGUGAUUUUAUUAUUGUACGAUAAUAUGAGCUACAUGCAUAAUCAGCCUUCAUCUAUGUUCACUGUUCAUGUAUACAUAACUGAUUGUUUUAGAAAAAAAACAUGUGGGCUGGGCCCAGUUUGUAUAGCCGACAUUGACAAAUUCCUGCAUUGUGUUUACACACGUCUCGAGAUUGUUGUCGCAGGAAUUUCAUUUCAUUUCUUCACCACUUGCAUCUAUCAGUUCUUGAAAGAGUCAUGUCUCCAUUCUGUUCGGCUUCUCAUGUCUGCAUUUCAACACUGCCUACAUGUAUUGACUUAGUUACAUGGUUUACCCUCUAAAAGUCCCGUGAUUGUCCCGCCGUGGUUUGCCAGUAGGGAUCAUUAUUCAUUCCAUGAUUUGCAUUGACUGAAUGACAUUAAAUUGUUUGAAAGGUGUUAUAAAUGCAAUUGUUGUUACUGUUAAUCCUCUACUGUUAAUCCUCCACCUACUAUAUAUAUUCUGUACUAAGUCCCUCAUUCAGUCUUGCUUGACAACGGUAUAAGGUUCUAUACCGAAACGUCGCUUUUUACAGUAUUAAAGAAGUUGUUAUCCAAAAAAUUGUGUCUACCUUGAAUGACAUUAAUAAAAACAAAUGUAAAAUAAAACGAAAUCUGUUGAAACAGACCCAUUUUGAAAUAUCGGUUUUGAAAAUUAAAAAAAAAUCUUUCUAGAGUAAUAACUAUUUUCCUAUUUGACUCCAAUACCACAUGUACACGUCGAAAGAGGUUACUUGGCUCUGGAUUUCGACAAGUGGCAAAAGUAGAAGACUGUUUAGCUUUCCCAACCAAACGAUUUAAACAUUAUCCACAGAGUCAAAAAUGAGGCUCUGUUGUCCGUGGGUAUUGCCUCAUUUAUAGUACUAUAAAAAAGUUAAGGAGCACUCAGUUCUUUCAUAUUACUAUAGUUAAUCUGUCUUUAGUCAUAUGAAAACAUCAGGUUUUCUUUGACUUCUUUUGAGUAGUAUAUUUUAAUCCAAGGAAUGUUCGGCUGUCCCGCUUAUUUCAAACACAGUCAUGUGAAACAAGGAAUCAGUAAUGAUGCCUCCGAGUGUCCACUGCCCACCUAUCACCAUGGCAACAGUAUCGACACCCUGCUUGUCUGUCACAAUGAUUGCAUGUGUUCUGGAGGACAGGGUAGAUAACUCUUCCCACUUGAAUAACCACUCAACUGAUAAAUCCGGAGCAUUCAAAAUACUAUAGUUCUGUAGAUUUUCAAAUGGCAUAUAUGACUGGCAUUAAGAAUGAUUUAGUCAACACAAAAUUUAUAUAUUGCUAUAAAAUCAAAGUUUAGCAACUAUACAUAUAUAUCAAACGUUUUUCAUUCCAGAUAGCAAAUGUUAUCUGCUUGUAGGGCCUGACGCAUAUAUAUUCCCAAGCAUCUUGUCUUUCUGCCAUUGCUGUAUAGAAAUAGAAGCUCUUACGGUGAUUCAUACAUCCAAGUUAUUCAUAAUGCUUUAAGCCCUAGCUUACAAAUGUGCUGCAUUUAUUAUUCAGUUUAGCAUGACUGUUUUAGCUUAAACUGAGUUCCCAUGUUGUAUUUUGUUCUCGUGUUGAUUAUCAAUGGUGCUGAAGUUUGUAUGUGUGUGUAUCUGCUGUAGACUGCUAGGCCAGUGAGUGCUGUGUGUUAGUGGUAAUCUCAACUAUGUUUAGUUAUACCGUUCUUUGCUCACUAUGUGUUCAAGUCUUGAGCAUGUGUAGACAGUUGGAGGCUGCAUGUGUUGCAGCUUCGGCUCAGUUCAUAUUGAUAAGCCCUUUCCAAAAAAUAAUCUUAGCACUCUGACCGUAUAAACAGCCUUUGAAAUUCAUGCAAGUUCAUUAGCCUGAGACUACUCUAUUGUGUUGAAGGCUUGUAAUAAUCCAAUGAUGGUAGUCCUCAUAGACUAGUAGCAUUUGAGGGCUAUAAUUCUGAACCAAUUCUCAAUGCUUCAGUUUUGCUUCAAGUUGGAACUGAGUAAAACUGACUGAAAAUCUAAACAUAGUUAACAUCUUUUUCUCAUUCAAGCCAUCUUCCCGAGGCAAGAGAGUUAACUGACUUUAAAAGUCCAGUUUCCACCCUUGCCAAACUAGUCUAGAAUUCCUGGGCUCUAUCGUAGCGCCACCAGUGGCUAUUACGAGUUAUGUCCCU